Molecule: messenger RNA, 3623 nt
Organism: Panthera uncia (snow leopard)
Lineage: Eukaryota; Metazoa; Chordata; Mammalia; Carnivora; Felidae
Gene: SLC4A1
Product: solute carrier family 4 member 1 (Diego blood group)
Exons: 19
Coding region: 402-3281 (959 amino acids)
Biological process (GO): monoatomic anion transport; transmembrane transport; regulation of intracellular pH
Cellular component (GO): plasma membrane; basolateral plasma membrane
Molecular function (GO): bicarbonate transmembrane transporter activity; solute:inorganic anion antiporter activity; monoatomic anion transmembrane transporter activity
Source: RefSeq, a predicted model, not a curated record
CAGAAAGUAGCUGUUUCUGGCAGAAGAGGGUAUGUUGUGAAGACUGUCAGGGGAGCUAAGCUCCUUGAAGAAGAAACAGGUCAUGUCCCCGGAGUUGGCUAAGUCCUGAGGAUGGACAGGAAAAGAAGCCAGGUGAGGACUGGUGGCCGAAGGAAGGAGUUGAACCUGAAGGCCCUCCAUCCUCUCAAACGCCCUUUGAUCAAUGCCAGCCAAGCUUCCUCUACCUGCCCCAUCUCUCCUGCCCCCCCCCCCCGUGCACCCGCCCUCAACCUACAAAUCUAGCUCCUUCCUCCAGGCCCCUCCGACACUUCUUCCCCUGAGCCCACUGUCUCCCAACACAUGGGAUCCCCCUCCACUCAAAUGUAGCCUCCUCUGGGGGCGGGGGAUCAGAAGACUCCGGGAUGCCCUGUGUCUCACUCAGGCUGUGCUGCCCCACUGCAGGGACCAGCAGUGUGGGUUAUGUUGGGAGCGCAGAUCACCGCAGACAAAUAGGAAAUCUGGACAGCACCAUGGGGGAGCGGCUGGAUGACUAUGAAGAGGAGCUGGAGAUCACUCUAGAACAGGAGGACUAUGAAGACCCAGACGUCCCCGUGUUUCAGGUGGAGGAGCCAGUGGCUCACGAAGCCGAGCCGACAGCCACAGAUUAUCACAUCACAUUGUACCCAGAGACCCACGAGGUCUAUGUGGAGUUGCACGAGCUGGUGAUGGAUGGGAAGAACCAAGAGCUGCGGUGGGUGGAGGUCGCGCACUGGAUGCGGCUGGAGGAGAACCUGGGGGAAGACGGGACCUGGGGCUGCCCGCACCUGUCCUACCUCACCUUCUGGAGCCUCCUGGAGCUGCAGAGAGCCUUUGCCAAGGGUGCUGUCCUCCUGGACCUGCCAGAGACUUCCCUGGCGGGGGUGGCCAACCAGCUGCUGGACAGGUUUAUCUACGAGGAUCUGAUCCGGCCUGACGACCGAGAGACACUGCUCCGGAUCCUGCUGCUCCAGCACAGCCAUGCCAGAGACCUGGAGGACUUGGGGGGUAUGAAGCCCACAGUUGUGACGAGUUCUGGGAACCCCUCAGAGCCUCUGCUUUCCCAGCAGCAGCCCUCGUUAGAGACGAAGCUCUUCUGUAAGGGAGAGAAAGACAUAGAAGAACACUCAGCAUCUGGAAUUCUGGAAAAGAUACCCCCAGAUUCGGAGGCCACCCUGGUGCUAGUGGGCCGAGCGCAGUUCCUGGCACGCCCCGUGCUGGGCUUCGUGCGGCUGAAGGAGGCCUCUUCGCUGGAGGAGGCCCCGUUGCUGGAGGAGGCCGUGCGGCUCCAAGUGCCCGUGCGCUUCCUCUUCGUGCUGCUGGGACCUGAGGUCCCCCGCAUCGACUACACCCAGCUGGGGCGGGCUGCUGCCACCCUCAUGUCGGAGAAGGUGUUCCGCAUUGAGGCCUACCUGGCCCAGAGCCGGGACGAGCUGGUGAAAAACCUGGAGGAGUUUCUGGACUGCAGCCUGGUGCUGCCUCCCUCCGAAGUCCCCUCAGAGAAGGCCCUGCUCGGUCUGGUGCCCGUGCAGAGAGAGCUGCUGCAGAGACGAGUAGGCACUGUCAGGCAGGAGCCCAGACUCUACAAGGGCCUAGAUUUGAAUGGGGGUCCAGAGGUCCCUGGUGCCCCGGAAGACCCUCUACGACGGACAGGCCAGUUCUUUGGGGGCCUGGUACGUGACAUCAAGCGCCGCUACUCCCACUACCCGAGUGACAUCACAGACGCGUUCAGCCCCCAGGUCCUGGCUACCGUUAUCUUCAUCUACUUUGCUGCCCUGUCACCGGCCAUCACCUUCGGCGGCCUCCUGGGAGAAAAGACCUUUAACCACAUGGGGGUGUCGGAGCUGCUCAUCUCCACUGCGGCCCAGGGCGUCAUCUUCUCCCUGCUCGGGGCUCAGCCCCUGCUGGUGGUUGGCUUUUCAGGACCCCUGCUCGUGUUCGAGGAAGCCUUUUUCUCGUUCUGCAGCAGUAACAACCUGGAGUACAUCGUGGGCCGCGUGUGGAUCGGCUUCUGGCUCGUCCUGCUAGUGGUGCUCAUUGUGGCCUUCGAGGGCAGCUUCCUGGUCCAGUUUAUCUCCCGCUACACCCAAGAGAUCUUCUCCAUCCUCAUUUCCCUCAUCUUUAUCUCUGAGACCUUCUUCAAGCUGAUCAAGAUCUUCCGGGACCAUCCACUGCAGAAGGAUUAUGACUACAAUGUGACAACAGUGCCCAAACCUCAGGCUCCCCUGCCCAACACAGCCCUCCUCUCCCUUGUGCUCAUGGCUGGCACCUUCUUCUUAGCCAUGAUACUGCGCAAGUUCAAGAACAGCUCCUACUUCCCCGGCCGGCUGCGACGGGUCAUUGGAGACUUUGGGGUUCCCAUCUCCAUUCUGAUCAUGGUCCUGGUGGAUUUCUCAGUCAAGGACACCUAUACCCAGAAACUCAGUGUGCCUAAAGGCCUCUCGGUGUCCAACUCCUCGGUCCGGGGCUGGAUCAUCCACCCACUGGGCUUGUAUUCGCCUUUCCCCAUCUGGAUGAUGUUUGCCUCCAUCCUGCCUGCCCUCCUGGUUUUCAUCCUCAUCUUCCUUGAGUCCCAGAUCACCACGCUGCUCAUCAGCAAACCAGAGCGCAAGAUGGUCAAAGGCUCUGGAUUCCACCUGGACCUGCUGCUAAUUAUCGGCAUGGGCGGUGUGGGUGCCCUCUUUGGGUUGCCCUGGCUCAGUGCCACAACCGUGCGAUCCAUCACCCAUGCCAACGCGCUCACCGUCAUGGUCAAGGACAGCACCCCGGGGGCUGCACCCCAGAUCCAAUCGGUCAGGGAGCAGCGGAUCAGCGGGCUCCUGGUCGCUGUGCUCGUGGGCGUGUCUAUCCUCAUGGGGCCCAUCCUGUCCCUCAUCCCCCUGGCUGUGCUGUUUGGCAUCUUCCUCUACAUGGGGGUCACAUCCCUCAGCGGCAUCCAGCUCUUUGACCGCUUAUUGCUUCUGUUCAAGCCGCCCAAGUACCACCCGGUCGUGCCCUACGUCAAGCGGGUGAAGACCUGGCGCAUGCACUUGUUCACGAGCAUCCAGAUCAUCUGCCUGGUGGUGCUGUGGGUCGUGAAGUCCUUCCAGGCCAUCUCACUGAUCCUGCCUUUCAUCCUCAUUCUCACGGUGCCUCUGCGCCGCCUCCUGCUGCCGCUUAUCUUCAGGGAGCUGGAGCUCAAGUGUCUGGAUGCCGACGAUGCCAAGCCGAACUUUGAUGAGGAGGAAGGUCAGGAUGAAUACAACGAGGCGCCCAUGCCCGUGUGAGGAGAAGGCCCAGGCCUCAGGGCCCCCUCCACCUUCCCGCCUCCCCUCUCUCCCAGGAAAAGCAGAAGUUCAUGGGUAUCUCAUAGACUGUCAUGUCCCUCCUGGGGUAGCAACUGGAGCCCUGGGGCUGUGGGUGGGGAUGGAAGGAGUGACUAGUAAACCAGCUUUUAUGGCUGGAGAUGGCCAGUAGGGCCCACAUUAGGAAAUUUGCUGUGUAGUCCCCUCCUGCUGCCACAUUGCCACGUGGGGUUCCCAAGCUGGAAGGCUCUGAUCCGAACCAACGUCUUCACAGCCAGCACAGACAGGGGCAGUGGCAGGGGAGGUGGAGGGGGUGAGGUUCAA